CUGCUGAAAAGUCUGAAGAGGCUGUCUGAGUUGCCCAUCACAGUUGACAUUCUCGUGGAGACAGGUGUUGGGAAGACUGUGAACAGCCUUCGGAAACACGAGCUGGUGGGAGACUUUGCCAAGGACCUCGUGGCCAGGUGGAAGAAGCUGGUGCCAGUGGCCCAAGAGACAGACAGGAAUAACCUGGACUCUGAAGACCGUGACUACGAGAGGAGCAGCUCCAGCAAAAGGCAUCAGGAGUCCUCCCUCAGAGAGGAUGAGGAGCCUGACCAGGAGUACUCAGAGCCCUUCCAGCCAUCUUGCAGCCAGUCCUAUAGCCCAGAUCAUAGGGAAAAGAAAUCCAAAAGGUAUCCCAGGCCUGAGAGAGCCCAUGAGACUUAUGGCUACAGCAGCCACCAGGGGAAGGGUUGGGGCAGAUCUUCCCCAGUGCUCUCUUCAGAUCAGGAGUACUCGGACUGUGGACAAGCUGUGUCACCUGGGCCCAGUGAGAGCCCUCAGGAUAUGGACACAGACCCUUAUGCCUCUGAGGAGCAGGAAGAACCCACAGUAUUCCCUCGGAAAGGCAGCAAAGGCCACAGCUUCCAGGAGAAGGUUGGGGGAGGCCGUGAGAGGAACUCUGGGGAGUUCUGUGACAAAGGGAAUGUGAGUCGAAGCAAAGAGCACAAGUCUUCUCACAAGAAGCAGAGACUGGAUGGCAGAGGGGAGGACAGGACUUCUGCCUUCAGCCCAGAGAGAUUGCACAAGGCCUCUUUUAAAGAGCAGCUCAGAGAAUCCCCCGUGGCAGCAUCCAGCAAGGAGAAGCAGAGGACAUCAGAUGGCACCAAAAAGGAGAAGAACCGAGAGAGCAGCACCUCCAGGAAGGAGAAGCUGCCGCGCUUGGAAGAGCCUUUGGACAACCACAAGAAGCAGAAACAUAGGGACUCUGAGAAAAGCAAAUUGGAGAAGUCCAAGCUGAGCCUGGAGAGCUCCAGCUCAGGGAAACGGAAAGCUGAGGGUGACUCAUCAAACAGGAUCAAAGAAAAGGGCAUUUCUGGGAGCUUAAAAUCCUCAGAGGGGAAGCGCAAAAUCUCUGAAGUGGACAAGAAAUCAGUGGGGUUUUCUUCCAAUUCUGGGGAGGGGGAAGCAGAGGAUGAAUUUGAACAGCCUACAAUGUCCUUUGAGUCCUAUCUCAGUUAUGACCAACCCCAGAAAAAGAAAAAGAAGGUGGUGAAACCUUCAGCUGGGGAGAAGGAGCGAGGGCACAGCAAACAGAAUGGAUCCAAAGCCACUACCAACAGCUCGAGCUCCAGUCAGAAGAGCCCAAGCCACAAACGAACAAGUGAGAAGAAGGCAGAGAAGAAACCAGCAGAGCCUCCCAAACCAAAGAGGAUAAUUUUAGAUGUGGUCCCAACGUUACCAGACAUCCCUCUGCCCCCUAUCCAGGCCAAUUAUCGCCCUCUGCCCUCCAUUGAGUCCAUCACCUGCUCCCAGACAAAAAGGAAAGCAGUGUCCUCACCCGUGGAGGAGAGCGAGGCAGGUUUCACGGGCCGGCGGUUAAACUCCAAGAUGCAGGUGUACUCAGGCUCCAAGACUGCCUAUCUCCCAAAGAUGAUGUCUCUGUACCAGCAGUGUAUCAGGGUCCUCAGUAACAACAUUGACUCAAUCUAUGAAGUUGGUGGUGUCCCUUUCUCCGUGCUGGAGCCAGUGUUGGAGAGAUGCACUCCAGAGCAGCUGUACCGUAUCGAGGAAUGUAACCAUGUGCUCAUUGAGGAUACAGAUCAGCUGUGGCACAAUCAUUGCCUCAGAGACUUCAAGAAUGAGAAGCCAGAAGAGUUUGAGUCGUGGCGGGAGAUGUACCUGAGGCUCCACGACGCGCGGGAGCAGAGGCUGCUGAUGUUGGCACGGAACAUCGGCUCAGCUCAUGCCAACAAACCCAAAGGUAGAGUGGCCAAAAUGGCAUUUGUGAACUCUGCAGCAAAACCUCCUCGGGACGUACGGAGGAGACAAGAGAAGUUUGGAACUGGAGGACCUCUUCUGCCAGAGAAGACCAAAAUCAAACCAGUCCUGUACACCUCUAGCAAAAGCCACACUCGAACGAGCGACGAACAGUCCUACGAUGGGCCCAGCACCAGCAGUGCCCACUCUGUCCCAUCUUCAGGUAGCACCUUCUCCUCCUACGACCCCAGGAAACCCCCAGUGAAGAAAAUUGCACCCAUGAUGGCAAAGACUAUCAAAGCUUUCAAAAACAGAUUCUCUCGGAGAUAAGUUUGCAGUGCAGAUCUGGGACUUUCUCUCUUGGGGAGGAGUUGGCACUGAAGGGGGAGAAGGUACCCAAACAGCCCUUUUCAUGGAACUCCUUGGAGGCUGCAGCUGCUGGGAGAAGCUUCAAUCUGCACAAGAUGACGGCACAGUAUUUUAUCUUUUAUUCUGGUCCCUUUCUCAGUGUCAAGCCCCC
Messenger RNA from Acanthisitta chloris (rifleman), 2434 nucleotides. It is a transcript of the gene ELOA, whose product is annotated as transcription elongation factor B (SIII), polypeptide 3 (110kDa, elongin A). The transcript has 10 exons. Gene Ontology annotation, biological process: transcription elongation by RNA polymerase II. Gene Ontology annotation, molecular function: protein binding. Gene Ontology annotation, cellular component: nucleus; elongin complex. The annotation marks the transcript as partial. The record is from RefSeq and is a predicted model, not a curated record. NCBI's taxonomy places the organism in Eukaryota, Metazoa, Chordata, Aves, Passeriformes, Acanthisittidae.